UUAUUAAUAAAUUAAUAUCUGUAUUUUCAAAAAUCUAUUAAAUUUACUAAUAAAUUCAGCAGUAAAAACACAGAGCCACAAAGCUUACUGUUAGCCUUUUCAGAGUGUAUGAGAUGAGAGAGAGGGAAAGGAAGGGACCAACACAUAUAAACAGAGGAGACUGAGAAGUGAAGUUGAAGACUAACAGAGUAUUUUUUUCCAUUUUUAGCACAGAAAGCGAAGCUUCUCUUUCCCUCAUUAUUAUUGCUCACCUUCUUUGCUUCACUUUUCUCUCACUAUUCUCUUCUUCUGUGCUGAGUUGCUAUCCCCACUUCUCCUUUUUUUCUAUUACAUAUUACAUUCUCAAAGCACACGAAACCAACAAAACAAAGUUUAAAAAAAAAGGGAAAUCAAACUAGAGAAGGAAAUGGAUUUCGAUCUUGAAAAUCCAUUGACAAGCUUGAAAGAACACCAAUUUGAUACUAUCCCAGAUCUCUUUGCCUCUGAAACUGACCAUAUGCCUUCAAGAAACUUGUUAAAAUGCUUGAAAACUUGUGACUUCUAUUCCUCUUUUCGUCAAGAAGCUAUUUCUCUUGUUUUACAGACACAGUAUUCUUGCAACUUCGAGCCUUUUCUUGCUUACCUUGCCAUUAAUUACGUGGAUCGUUUCAUAUCCAAGCAAGAAAUUCCGCGAGGAAAGCCAUGGGUUCUGCGGCUUCUCGUAAUAUCUUGCCUUUCUCUGGCAGCGAAGAUGAAGAACACCCAUUUUUCACUCUCUAACUUACAGAGGGAAGAAAGUUUCAUCUUCGACAUGCAAACGAUUAAUCGAAUGGAGCUUCUAAUCCUUGAUGCUCUGAAUUGGCGAAUGAGAUCCAUAACACCUUUCUCUUUCAUGCAUUUCUUCAUUUCUUCAUUUGAACUCAAAGAUCCAGCAUUAACACAAGCGUUAAAAGAUCGAGCUACAGAGAUUCUUUUUCAAGCUCAUAAUGAAAAAAAGUUACUAGAGUUCAAGCCAUCAAUUAUUGCAGCAUCAGCUCUUCUUGUAUCUUCCCAUGAAUUAUUCCCAUUGCAAUUUCCUUCUUUCAGAUGUUCAAUUUCUUCUUGUGAAUGUGUAAAUAGAGACCAGCUGCUAAAAUGCUUUAAUGCUAUACAAGAAAAGGUGGAAAUGGUAUGGUACGAGUCAAUGAUAGAUACAGUUUCGAGCACAAGAACCCCAUUGAGCGUCCUGGACAGGCAUUGUAUCAAAUCAGAAAGUGAGACUACAAGCGUCGCUGCCACUGCAUUGCCAGAGAAGAGAGAAAUCAAGCGGCGGAAAACUAUUGGCUAAUAUAGCAAUUGACAGCAUGGUCCAGCUUAGUUUCACAGAUUCAAGCAGAGGAGAUAACUCUGCUUCGGGGGUAACUCUGCAAUUGGGCAAUUUCUCAAGCGCCAUAACAGAACCCACAGAAAGGUAGCUGCGCUUUGCAAUGAGUAGAAAAAAAAAAAAAAAAGAGAAAAAGUAUAAAAAAGAAUUCAUUUGGGUCAACAGAGAUUUGAAAUUUAUUUAACUUCUCAAUGUUUAUGUCUCUGGAUGAUAACUAUUUAACUACUGAUUUUAUGCGCAAUGAAACAGGAAAUUGAGCACUGAUCUGUUAGUCAAUGAAUUAUUGGGAAGCAAAAAAAAAAAAAAAAAAGAACAAGAAA
This is a messenger RNA of Manihot esculenta (cassava), 1662 nucleotides long. RefSeq names its product putative cyclin-D6-1. Gene Ontology annotation, cellular component: cyclin-dependent protein kinase holoenzyme complex; cytoplasm; nucleus. Bases 407 to 1306 code for a protein of 299 amino acids. The record is from RefSeq and is a predicted model, not a curated record. NCBI's taxonomy places the organism in Eukaryota, Viridiplantae, Streptophyta, Magnoliopsida, Malpighiales, Euphorbiaceae. The transcript has 6 exons. Gene Ontology annotation, biological process: regulation of cyclin-dependent protein serine/threonine kinase activity; mitotic cell cycle phase transition. Gene Ontology annotation, molecular function: cyclin-dependent protein serine/threonine kinase regulator activity.